Seriola dumerili (greater amberjack) is the source of this 2730-nucleotide messenger RNA. RefSeq names its product transmembrane protein 183A (gene tmem183a). The record is from RefSeq and is a predicted model, not a curated record. Lineage: Eukaryota; Metazoa; Chordata; Actinopteri; Carangiformes; Carangidae. Gene Ontology annotation, molecular function: protein binding. Gene Ontology annotation, cellular component: SCF ubiquitin ligase complex. The transcript has 8 exons. Gene Ontology annotation, biological process: regulation of protein stability. The coding region runs from base 128 to 1216 and encodes 362 amino acids.
GAAGAUCCUGGCGGAACAUUUUUCAAUUUCUCUCUCAUUUUUCUUUCUUUCUAUCUACCUCGGCUUGCCAUAGAGACAUGGCAGGACUCACACCCCCGUUAAGCGUUCGCAGAUCAUUGGUGUCAACAUGCCCAAGAAAGGGAACCGAAAACGGCUGAAAUUUAGGGCUGGGGACGUUUGUUCGGAAUCAGUGACCGUUGCUGAUUAUGCUGAUGCCGACCCAGCCGUUGUGAAAUCGGGGAGGGUGAAAAAGGCUGUUGCAAAUGCAGUUGCAAAAGAAGUAAAAUUACUCUGUGGGCUGGAAGCAUCUCAGGGUGCUGUAGAGGAAGUCCUCUCGUCUGCAGUGAGUGUCCAAACAGACGCUUUGGACAGCAGUGAUGACCUGGAUCCCGAGGAAGAUGGAGAAAAUGAAACUAAAGUGGCCCGCAAGAAGAAAAACAAAAGGAGAAAGGAGAGCAGUGAGAGCAGCGAUGGAGGGGAGUAUCCAGUGGAUAUUUGGUUAGUGCUCUCCUCCUAUAUUCGGCCUGAGGAUGUGUGCAGAUUUGCUCUAAUCUGUAGGAAUGCCUGGACAGUCACUUGCACCGCAGCUUUUUGGAGCAGGCUCUACAGAAGACACUAUAGGAUUGAUGUUGAUCUGCCGUUUCGUCUGCAGCCUGACACUAUUCACAUGAUGCGCUGUCUACGGGCCCGUGUCAUUCGCUCCCUUUUCCAUUUGUAUGAGCCGUUCAGCUUGCGUGUCUCAAAAAUCCCUGCCCUGCCAGAAUCAACACCCACAACCUUGCUCAACUCUAAGUGUUUACUGUUCUGGGUCAAGAGGGUGUCAGGGACUCGACCAGAUGCAUUGUGGGAGUUCAACUUCAAGUUUAUAAAACAGCAAGUACACAGUAAGAAUGGUUGUGCCAAGUCCUUGCACUUUCCCAGACAAUAUGAAGACGUCCACACAAACCCGGACUCUGACUGCUAUGUGCUUCAGGUCACUACACUCAACUUCAUCUUCACCCCUGUGGUCAUGGGCAUGACACUGACCCUGUUCACAAUCAACGUCAGCACAGACAUGCGCCACCACCGCGUUCGUCUGAUGUUCCAGGACGCGCCGCUCCGUCGGGGGAAGAAGAGGGGGGAUCAGGGCGGGACCCAGGUGGUGUUGGAUCCAGUACACAGUGUGAGGCUCAUGGACUGGUGGCAUCCACAAUACCCCUAUGUACCCUCUACAUAGGAGUCCUGCCCUCUUGGUUCCUGCUGCAGCAGAUUCUCAUUCCAAGAACCCUGCUGUUAAUUCCAUCCCUCUCACCAAACAGAAAAAUGAUCUUGAUGGUGUUAUUUGGUUCUUCCUACAUUGGCAUCGGACAUAAAUUGUUUACUGCAGAAUCGUACAAUAUGAGCAUUAUUCCUCAGCACACUGUGCUUGUUAUCUGUUUAUACAAAUCUGCUGAUGUCCAAAUAGUUACAGUUGCAGUCCCUCUUCUCUUUCAACACUCCUCAGCGCUACCAGUUCCUGAGUCUUUCUGAAAACAAUGAGGUGUAGGGCUGGGUAACAUAGAAAAGUAAUAAACAUCAUGAUAACCAAGAUCAUCAUCUAAAAUCAGUGCUUGUUUUGAUGUGAUAAUAUAUUAAAAACCACAUCAGAUUGUCUAGGAAAUCAGUGAGAUCCUUCAGAUCGUUCUGGGAGAAAUCGAACUUAAAAUUGUUAAAAUUGCACAAAAGUGUUUCACAGUAUAGAAAAUACUGUGACAUGAUUACAGCUAUGGUUGAUAUCUAUAUUACCCGGCCCUAAACACAUGGCAGAGAGUAAUGUGUAUUUGUCUCUACUGGUUGCAUAAAAUAUUUUUAAAAAAUCCAUCAUUCAUCAACACAUACAACAUAGUUGCAUGUUGGACCUACGUGUGUGACACAUUUUGUAGAAGAGAACUCAAGGAUCAACAGGGUGGAACAUUUUCACUGCCCUCUCAGUCUCUUUUAUGUUCACUUGAAAGUUGUAAAAUAUCUUGAUUUUUGCAUUGAUUUGAAUUUUGACAAUGUUGCACCAACAUAGUUGUAUUACUCGUUUUUUAAAACCAUAUUUUUUUCUGGAUGUAUUUAAUUCAUGGCAGCCUCACUUAGUAUUAUGUGAAUUAAUGACACUGUUCUACAAUGAAGGGGCCAAAGAGAUGAUUUACUUCAGACGUCACCCACUCAUCUGCUGAUUUGGGCAGUGUUUCUUUUCUUUUAAGUGUUUCAUGGCUAAAAACAUCUUGAUUGUCUCCUUGCUGAUUAUGUGAGCCAUGCCCCCUACUGCCAUCUCUGGAAUCUCAGUCUCAACUUUGAAUGACUCUAAGAGUUUAAAGUGGUCUGUCUUGUGCGUAUUAAAUGUGAGUAGGAUCAUAACAGUCACAUACUUGAUUGAGUGCUAUGGAGGGAAAGAGAGCUAUCACUUACAUUGUUUUAUCGACCAGUUAAAAUCAUUUCACUUGGAUUGAUUUGCACAUACAGAGAUAUAUAUUGUGAAGGGAAAAAAAUCAUUAGAUUAGCCCUUUGCAAUUUACACUUGUAGAAGUAAAACGAUAGCUGAUGGCAGGACCCCAUAGCAUAAGACAUUUGGAUGUUUUGGUUAGCAACAGUUGAUUGUUUUAGUGGGUGGUCUAGUUUUAUCAGAUGAGAGUUUCCUCGUAUAGACAAACUUACUGCACUGAAAUUAAAACUCAAACUGCCCAUGAUAAAUGCCUCCAGUCUUCUCUAAUAAAAUGUUGAUUU